AAUUUGUCCACUUAAUGUCAGGAUUCUAGAUAUAGGAGUACUUUUCUUGUAAGGCUACAUAUAUUGGUUUAUAUAUGAAGGCCAGCUGGUUUGCUUUGUUGAACUAUAGACACCCAGAAAUGGCUGUGCAAGUGGUAAUGCGAAUUACUUUCUUUCUUCUACUGACCACCUAUGAGUUAGCAGAAGCUGCAGCACCUAUAGCAAAACCCAAUUGUUCUGAUAGCUGUGGAGAUAUUUACAUUCCAUACCCGUUUGGAAAGACUACCGAAUGUUACUUGAAUAACUGGUUCAAAAUUGUUUGCAAUGAAACUGGUGGCUCUCUUAAAGCAUUCCUACCCAGCAUUGGCAUGGAGGUCCUGGAAAUCAAUCUUACUGAUCCGUAUAAUGAUAAUUAUUUUUGGAAUGAUCCGGGACUCGUUCGACUCAACGUGCCAAUUAUUUCUUCCAACUGUAAGAAUUUGAGUUCCGGAAAUAUUGGUGGUGUUGAUAUCUCAGGUAGUCCUUUUUUCUUCUCAUCUUAUCGGGAUAAAUUCAUUUCGGUUGGUUGCGACAACUUGGCCCUAAUGACCAGCAUCAAUCCUAUGGUGGUGGUUGGAUGCAAUUCGAUUUGCGUUGAUAAAAGCAUUAUAAAGGACAUCAAACUUAAGAACUGCUUAGGCGUCAACUGCUGCAUUACCACAAUCCCUUCUGGGAAUCAAGUACUUAAUGCAAGUUUCAGAAGCAUAAAAGAAGAAAAUAAAGUCAAUGAAGAAUGCAAAUAUGCCUUCCUUGCAGAUGAUAAAUGGUUGAGUUCAGAAGAUAUCACUUACAAUGUGCAGUUUUUGGAAUACGUUCCUGUGGUGCUGGAGUGGACAGCAUCUGACUUUAUUACAGUGGAUCCAAACGAGUUGAGAAGACGGAACUCAGAAGAGUAUCCUACACUUUACGGGACCAAAUAUUAUUAUUGCCUUAAAGGAUACCAAGGAAAUCCUUAUCUUCCCACGGGAUGUCAAGAUAUAAACGAAUGCGAAAACAAGACACUCAAUAAAUGUCCCAACAAGUCAGAUUGUGUGAAUACACAAGGUAGCUACAAUUGCAACAAGCCAAAAUCUCCAGUGAAGAUGGCCAUUAUAGUUAUUUGUUCAAGCCUUGGGGCAUUGUUUCUAUUCACUAUUACAUGUUGCUUGUACAAAAUCAUAAAGAAAAGAAACAAAAUCAAGCUCAAGAAAAAAUUCUUCAAAAGGAAUGGUGGUUUAUUAUUACAACAACAGUUAUCUUCAAAUGACAACAAUGUUCAAAAGACAAAAUUAUUCAAUUCAAAGGAGUUAGAAAAUGCGACUGAUCAUUUUAACAAAAAUAGAAUUCUUGGUAAAGGUGGGCAAGGUACAGUUUAUAAAGGAAUGUUAGUUGAUGGAAGAUUUGUGGCAAUUAAAAAGUGCAACACGGUGGGUGAGGGGAAUCUUGAAAAAUUCAUUAAUGAGAUUAUCAUUCUUUCCCAAAUCAACCAUAGAAAUUUGGUCAAACUACUUGGGUGUUGUUUAGAGACAGAAGUUCCUUUGUUAGUUUAUGAAUUCAUUCCCAAUGGGACACUUUUUCAGUACAUUCAUGAAGAGAAUGAAGAUUUUCCAUUGCUAACAUGGGAUAUGCGCUUUAGGAUUGCCAAAGAAGUUGCAGGAUCUCUUUCUUACUUACACUCAGCAGCUUCACUUCCCAUUUACCAUCGAGAUAUAAAAUCUUCAAAUAUACUCCUCGAUGACAAAUAUGAAGCAAAAGUAGUAGACUUUGGAACUUCAAGAUCAGUGGCCAUUGACCAAACUCAUGUAACCGCAAUGGUAUAUGGUACUUUUGGGUACUUGGAUCCGGAAUACUUUCAAACAGGUCAAUUUACAGAAAAAAGUGAUGUUUAUAGUUUUGGAGUAGUCCUUAUUGAGCUCUUAAUGGGAGAAAAACCAGUUUCUUCAACAAGAUCACAAGAAGAUCGAAUUUUAUCUACAUACUUCAUUCGUUCAAUAAAAGAGAACCGUCUUUUUGAUAUACUUGAUACUCAAGUAAGGAAGGACGGCAAUAAACAUGAAGUCAUGGCAAUUGCUAAUCUUGCAAAAAGAUGUUUGCACUUGAAUGGAAAGAAACGACCUACAAUGACAGAGAUUGUGAUGGAGUUGGAGGGAGUUCAAAAAGUUUACUAUGAUCAACCAAAUUUUGAAGAAUUUGAUGGUGUUAGAAAUGAAGAAAUGGGGCCUUGGAAUGACAUUCCUAUUUUAUCAAGAUCGAGUUUAGAAAUAGGUGAACCUUCAUCAUCAUUUGUCCUUCCACUUUUAUCUCACUUUGAUUAAUAAAUUAUCUGUUUUGGUACUUUCUUUUCCUUGUUGUAAACUAUUAUAACUUCUUUUAGGCAUAUGCACAAUAUACUAGUCAAUGUAUAGGUUCAUUUUGAAAUAUUGUGUAAGAAAUUAUGUUUAUGAGCCAUAUUUGGGGAAUUAGGUUCAAUUAUAAGAAGAAAUAGAACAUGUAGU
This is a messenger RNA of Quercus lobata, 2492 nucleotides long. RefSeq names its product wall-associated receptor kinase-like 8. The record is from RefSeq and is a predicted model, not a curated record. Lineage: Eukaryota; Viridiplantae; Streptophyta; Magnoliopsida; Fagales; Fagaceae. The transcript has 3 exons. Bases 75 to 2312 code for a protein of 745 amino acids. Gene Ontology annotation, cellular component: plasma membrane. Gene Ontology annotation, molecular function: ATP binding; protein serine/threonine kinase activity; polysaccharide binding. Gene Ontology annotation, biological process: cell surface receptor signaling pathway; protein phosphorylation.